Molecule: messenger RNA, 972 nt
Organism: Metarhizium acridum CQMa 102
Lineage: Eukaryota; Fungi; Ascomycota; Sordariomycetes; Hypocreales; Clavicipitaceae
Gene: ATG27
Product: type II membrane protein
Source: RefSeq, a predicted model, not a curated record
AUGGCCAUGCUGCACUGCGAAAAUAUUCUUAUUAAUGGCUACAAAUUCAACCUGGAGAAGCUCAAGGGGCCGCAUUCUGUCGUCACCUCCAAGUACGACUCGAUGACGCACACGCAUCAUAAUACAACCUAUACGUUGGAUGUGUGCCAGCCGCUGAAGAAGAGUGGCAAGAGUAAAUCCACGGAGGAGUGCCCUAAUGGCACAAGAGUGUGUGCUAUUUCGCGAUUUAUUCAAGACGAUGUUGACAAGGUCGAAACGGUUACUGCCAUCGCCGGCAGUCUGGAGAAUGUGGGCGGGUCCCAGUUUGAGUACGAAGCGACGAGGUUGAAUGGCAGCGAUUCAAACAGCGAUUCCAAGAAGCAGGGCUUGCGGCUGGUGCUCAAGGGCGGCAAGCACCCCCUCAAUGGGCCUGUCAAGGAUCGCCGCGAGCAGAAGGCUGUUAUCGAGUUUCUUUGCGACCCGGACAAGGAGGGCACAGAGGGCGAGUGGGAGUCGGAGGACAAGUACUCCAAGCUUCGCCGACGUGAGGACAAGAAAGAGGACGAUAAGGAGGGCGACGGUGACAAAGACGACUCUUUUGCGGAGCACCAGCUGAAAACCGACAAGGCUGCGCUGCUCUGGGAGAGCUACGGACCAGAAAAGGACGCCGAUGUCCUGCGACUUACUUGGCAUACCAAGUAUGCAUGCGAGAAGCGAGACGGAGACAAUGACAAUAAAAAUGGUGACGGUGGGGACAGCAGUGCUUCUUGGGGCUUCUUCACCUGGCUUGUCAUAGUUGCCUUCUUGGGCAUCGCUGCAUAUCUCAUCUUCGGCUCCUGGCUCAACUACAACCGCUACGGUGCUCGGGGAUGGGAUCUACUCCCGCAUGGUGACACCAUCCGCGACAUCCCGUAUCUGCUGAAGGAUUGGACGAGACGCGUGCUGAACACUGUCCAAGGCACAGGAAGCCGCGGAGGGUACAGCGCCGUCUAG